Microstroma glucosiphilum is the source of this 1008-nucleotide messenger RNA. RefSeq lists its product as hypothetical. Bases 206 to 859 code for a protein of 217 amino acids. The transcript has a single exon. The record is from RefSeq and is a predicted model, not a curated record. NCBI's taxonomy places the organism in Eukaryota, Fungi, Basidiomycota, Exobasidiomycetes, Microstromatales, Microstromataceae.
CUCUGAGAAUCUUGGCCCAGCGAGUCUGCGUCUGUGUGCGACUCCACCUGCACUUCCGUCCGUCCGCCCGUCCGUCCGUCCCAAUUUUUGAACUGAGCUUUGCGAGAUUUUUUGGCGUCUAUCGAGAUGCAAGCAUUGCAGUGACGCUAGCUAAGUCAAAGGCAAGGUCAAGAUAGCCAGCACACAAGCCUGCAGAGAGAGAGGGAUGAUUAGGGCCACUGUGGCUGCAGGUGGACGAGGGCAGCUGGUUACCAUGACUCGUUUGACCUUGCGGCUGGAGAUGGGCCUGGGUGCGACGAUGGAGCAGCAUAUAGUCACCUCGUCCUCGCUGCCGCCGGCGCUGCGAGCUAGGCAAGGCAACAACAGAUGCAGUAGAGGCCAAAUACGCACCCAAGGGGCUCUUCUACGGCGAUGUCUUCCCGCGACUGCUUUUGGGAGCUUCCAGCAAACGCAAAAGUUCUCCGCCUCUGCCACUGUAGGGCGCUCGAAGCAGCGCCAAAGCGGCGAGACACAAGGCGACAAAGUCACCAUCUCUCCUGCUCUCCUCUUGCACCUGCAGGCCCGACUUGAGAAGUGGCAUCUUUCCUCCUCUGGUAGAUCCUCACGCACUUCCCGCGGUUACGACAUGAGCGCCGAGGAGAGGCAGGAGCACCUCGAUCUGGCUCAGAUGGAGCUGAAGUGGAUGAUGGACCAAGUCUAUGCCUCUGUCUCUGCCACUGCCUCUACCUCUACCAGUCAGGGUCAGAUCAGGAGCCAAGAAGACGAGUUGAGUUUGCGAAGAGCGCUUGGAGGUCACUUGAAGGACAUGGUGCGACGUAGAGUCGUCGAUCACGAGCCAUUGGCCUACAUACUUGGUUAGUGCCUUGUCAUCCAAUGUGGAGAGGGAGCGCUCCGAGUGCGAUCCUUAUGCUGACUUGAGUUUUGGCUCGUACCUUUCGACCUGUUGUGCACAGGCAACCAGCCCUUUGGCUCCCUAGACCUCGUCACGCGUCCUCCCACGCUCAUCCC